Molecule: messenger RNA, 1407 nt
Organism: Thlaspi arvense
Lineage: Eukaryota; Viridiplantae; Streptophyta; Magnoliopsida; Brassicales; Brassicaceae
Source: the annotation of a GenBank genome assembly
AUGGAGGCUAUGAAAGUAUGGAGUCUAACGGCGACGCCGUUGAGGCAGUUACUCCGUCUAUCUUCUUCCUCUACGCGUCUCACCACCGCCAUAUACGGGAGAAGAUCCUACCACUCAUCACCGGCGCUCCGGUGUGCCUCCGCCGCUUCUUCUUCUUCCUCCAAUGCCGCGACAGCUGAAACUUCCAAACCAUCAGGACGAAACAGACGGUCAGCGUCGUCUUCCAAUUCCACCUCCGAUCGUGAAGCUAUCCGCUCCAUUCGUCUUAAAAAGGUUGAAGAGCUGAGAGGUCAAGGUCUUGAACCUUAUGCUUACAAGUGGGAGAAAACCCACAGUGCUAAUCAGCUCCAAGAGAUAUAUAAGCAUCUAGCGAAUGGCGAAGAGUCAAACAAUGAGAGUGAUACUGUUUCUAUCGCCGGGAGAGUCGUUGCUCGCAGAGCGUUCGGUAAACUUGCAUUCUUGACUCUGAGGGAUGACUCUGGAACUAUUCAGCUCUACUGUGAGAAGGAAAGACUUUCAGAUGACCACUUUGAACAGUUGAAGGCAUUCAUUGAUAUUGGUGAUAUUUUGGGUGCUAGUGGCUCAAUAAAGAGGACUGAGAAAGGGGAGCUUUCUAUAUGUGUGAACUCUUUUUCAAUUCUCACAAAAUCACUCCUUCCGCUGCCAGACAAAUAUCAUGGUCUAACUGACAUUGAUAAACGUUACCGCCAACGGUAUGUUGAUAUGAUUGCUAAUCCUGAAGUGGCUGAUGUCUUCCGGAAAAGGGCAAAAAUCGUUUCAGAGAUACGCAAAACAGUUGAGUCUUCUGGAUAUUUGGAGGUUGAAACUCCAGUUCUUCAGGGAGCAGCUGGUGGAGCCGAAGCGAGACCUUUUGUAACGUAUCAUAACUCACUUGGGAGGGAUCUCUACCUGAGGAUUGCUACUGAGCUUCACCUAAAAAGAAUGCUGGUUUUUGAAGUUGUUGUAGAACCAAAGCUUGUGCAGCCCACAUUUGUCUUGGACUACCCAAUUGAAAUAUCUCCCUUGGCCAAGCCACAUCGCGGCAAUGCAGGUUUGACUGAAAGAUUCGAGCUGUUCAUCUGUGGCCGUGAAAUGGCAAACGCAUUCUCUGAAUUGACUGAUCCCGUGGACCAGAGGACGCGGUUGGAAGAGCAAGUAAGGCAGCACAACGCAAAGAGAGCAGCGGUUGCAACAGAAAGUGGUGAACCAAACGCAAAGAAAGAAGAUGAUGAUGAUGAUGAUUCAUAUGAGGUGACCCUUGACGAAGACUUUCUCACUGCCCUCGAAUACGGAAUGCCUCCUGCUUCGGGAAUGGGGCUUGGAAUUGACAGGCUGGUGAUGCUGUUGACCAACUCUGCGAGUAUAAGAGACGUCAUUGCGUUUCCUGUUCUGAAGGUUCAGCAGUAA